CGACGAAAACCUUUGGUACCGCCAGCUGUCCUGUCCGGCCAUGGAUUCUCUGCAGGUUGCGUAACCCCAAUGGAGGGUCCCUCCCCCUACAACCCUCUCUCACUCUCCACCAUUCUCCACUCUCAUUCUUAUUCCGCACUCCACUCGCCGGAGUAUUCUGGAGGAGGUGCGGGGACGACGGAAUAGGAAGUUCUGUGAGAGUAAACGAAACGCCAACGCCGACGGAUUUGAGUAUUUUCCGGUGACAGCGAUCAUGAAGAAGAGCGGUGCGUCGGACGGCGAUCCAGCGGCGGCGGAAUUGAAGGAGGAGCUGCGGAAGGCGGUGGAGGCGAUUGUGGAUGGGGAUGGUGGCGAUUUGGAGCAGAUUGAUAGAGCGCAGCAAAUGCUGUGUGCUCUGAAGGAAUUGAAGGUGCAGAGAUUCGAUAAAGGUCGUUGGAGCGGCGGAGCGGCUGCCGGAGAGGUUCCGGAGGAGUUUAAAUGUCCGCUGUCGAAGGAACUCAUGCGAGAUCCUGUGAUUGUCGCCACUGGCCAGACUUACGACAGGCCAUUCAUUCAAAAAUGGCUAAAAGCCGGAAACAGGACAUGCCCCGAAACUCAACAAGUGCUUUCACACACUUCCCUCACACCUAAUCACUUGAUAAGGGAGAUGAUCCCAAAAUGGUGCAAGAACAACGGGAUCAAGUUCCCAGAUUCGAUUCGGUACACCGACGCCGACGGUUUGACAAAAAGUGAACGCAGCCGGUUUCUCGAUUUACUCGGGAGAAUGUCUGCCGUCUUGUCCGAACAGAGAGAAGCUGCUAAAGAAUUACGGCUGCUAACAAAGCGACUGCCUUCGUUUCGAUCGCUUUUCGGCGAAUCUCCUGAUGCCGUACCUCGGCUACUAUCUCCCCUCUCUCAAACCAAGUUUCAGAAUGAGCUGCACCCGAACCUCCAAGAAGAUUUAAUCACGACACUUCUGAACAUCUCCAUCCACGACAGUAACAAGAAGCUUGUAGCCGAGACACCUAUGGUGAUUCCCAUUCUAAUGAACGCAUUAACAUCGGGAACAAUCGAGACAAGGAGCAACGCUGCAGCAACCCUCUUCACAUUAUCGGCGCUCGACUCAAACAAGGUGCUAAUCGGUAAAUCCGGAGCUAUUAAACCCCUAAUCGACCUAUUGGACGAAGGUCAUCCUCUGGUGAUGAAAGAUGUCGCUUCGGCGAUUUUCAAUCUCUGCAUCAUCCACGACAAUAAGGUCAUAGCCGUUAGAGAUGGUGCAGUGGAAGCAAUUCUGAAAAAGAUUAUCAGUCGAACACAUGUUGACGAGCUGCUUUCAAUACUCGCAGUCCUCUCCACCAACCAAACGGCUAUCGACGAAAUGGGAAGGCUCGAUGCAGUUCCUAUCCUGUUUUGUAUAAUCCGGGAGACCUCCUGUCCUCGAAAUAAAGAGAAUUGCAUCGCCAUCCUACAUACGAUCUGUUUCAGCGAUCGGUCAAAGUGGAAAGAAAUGAGAGACGAGGAAAGCACACAUCGUGUAAUAUCUCACCUUGCACAAAAUGGCACUUCCCGAGCUAAGAGAAAAGCCAACGGCAUUCUUGAAAGAUUGAACAGAACCAUCAAUCUUACACAUACCGCGUGACGGGAGUGCUCUAAGUGGAUAUUCUGUAAAUUUUCGUUCCCUGCCGAGAUCGAGGUAUCUUCUGUUAAUUUCGAGCCCUUAUUAACUUUUGUGCAUAUGUUUUUUUUUAUAUAUAUAUAUAUAUAUAAGCAUGGUUUGAUCUCUAUGUGUUUUCGGUUUAUAUUUAUUUUGAAUAUAUUGUUUUGAAGCUUUCCUCUAAUUGCAUGUUUUACUUGUGGCAUGGUUUUUUAGAAGAUAUAAUUUUGAUAGUUUUUUUUUGUUAGGAUGUUUUAUUUUUUUUUAGAGUUAUCUUCUAUACAAUUAUGGAUUCUAAGAGUGCUCCAAAGGUUGUGUUUGUGUAGAAUGAUAGGUAUUUUGUAUGUUUUACCUUUGACAUAAUUUUGAUAGUUUUGGCCACUACUUCUUUAUUUAGGAUUUUAUUUUUUUUAUUUUUUUUAUUUUUUAAAAUUUUACUCCCUCUAAGCCAAUUCAAUAGAGUCUUUUAAAUUUUUAUUGGCUAGUGCCUAUAACUAUAAAGUAAUUGUAUGUGUAAUAAUAUAUUAGUAAUUUAAGUAAAAAUUAAUAGUAUUAUGAUAUUAGUGUAUGAUUAUCUUGAUAUUUUGAAGUGAGACAGACGAAAAUCGUAAUAAAGUUAUUUUGAAUUUAGAUGGGAAGAGUAUUUAGACAGGUAAAAUGUGAAAUAUUGUAAAAGUUUUGGGACAUCUCAAAUUAGAAAUAAUAGCAAAAGAUGUGUGACAGUAGCAUUAAAACGUUGUUUCCGCACAAGGAAUUUGAUUAUGUUUGCUUAUAUUGUCGUGACCGUAGCAUUAAAACGUUGUUCCACACCUGUCGGUGAUAGUUAGUUACAUGCUUGUUCUUUGGUGUGCGUCUCUUUCGCCGAAUAAAUGCUUUUUAAGAUAUUUCAUACGAUUCUUGUGAGAUUUUGCCAUUCUUGUGACUGUUUUAUUUGUUGUGUUCUUCCUUAUUCGUUCCGUUUUCAACCCUUGUUUUUACCAUCAUUGAAACUUCUUGAAUUGACGGCCAAAGUUAAUGGUAUGAAAGUUGGCGCCGUGUUGCUUAGUUUGCGCGAACACCACAUUGUCUAUGUGCGGAUAUGUUUAGGAUUACGCGGACAUAUUUAUUAUUUUUAUAUGCUUAUUAAGUCGAAAAACAAAACAAAAAAAUCAAAUAAUUGCAUAU
Andrographis paniculata is the source of this 2797-nucleotide messenger RNA. Its product is annotated as U-box domain-containing protein 9-like. Gene Ontology annotation, biological process: protein ubiquitination. The transcript has 2 exons. Gene Ontology annotation, cellular component: nucleus; cytoplasm. The record is from RefSeq and is a predicted model, not a curated record. Gene Ontology annotation, molecular function: protein binding; ubiquitin-protein transferase activity. The coding region runs from base 254 to 1618 and encodes 454 amino acids. NCBI's taxonomy places the organism in Eukaryota, Viridiplantae, Streptophyta, Magnoliopsida, Lamiales, Acanthaceae.